AUGACUCUCUCUACCGCCAUGACCAUUACUGUCCGCGUCGCCGUCACUGGCUUCCUUUCGGUCUCUUGCUUCAGACGUGUUGUCGUCGACAAUACCGCUCAGGUCCUAUCCAAAGCAGAGAAUGCUUCCGCUGGCCUCGCUGUAUACUCUGUCUGCUUGUCGACGAUUACGCUGGUUCUCGCCGCCGACAAAGCUGCACAGAGGCUCCUCAGCAACGAGCCCAAGCAUAUGCUAGCCACUUCAAAGAACGCCAACGCCGACUUUAAUCCUCCAUCCGCUCAUGAUGUGACCGCCUCUGUCACGCCUCAGCCUGUUGAAUCAUCCCAUUUGCAGCCAUUUCCGUCUCCAUCUCAAUUGCGUUUAAUCGAAUCGGCAGGAACAAUAUCCGCCCCAUUUUCUACUUGCAUGCCUAAUGAAAAGACCACCGUAAAACCGUAUAAUUUGCAGCCAUCUCCCUUAUUGCGUUUAAUCGAAUCGACGGAAACAACGUCUGCCUCAACCACGUAUUCUAAUAUUUGUACGCCUUGCAUCACUCUCACUUCGCCGGACCUCUACUGCAAACGCCUGUCCAUCGAUUCCAGCACCACUCUUGUACCCCAUAAUGACGACUCAGUUCCCGACGUUUUCUCGGACGAUGGUGCCUGGGACGCCGACGACUAUAACUCGGAGUCGCUUCAAGUUAGCGACAAAAGCACUGUUCACAAGGACGAUCGUUCUAAACCACAGCCUCAGAAGGACCCUGCACUAGAACAUGUGCUUGAUAUUCUGAUUGCCAAAAUGACAGCUCUUACUCUCGAUGAUCCACCUCGUCCUUCGAAGCUUCGACCACUCAUUCUAGUCAACCGCCACAAGACAUUCUCUCUCUCAGACAGUCCAUCUACCGAUCCUGGCGUCGCCCUUCCUGGACCUGGCUAUCCCAUCGACGUGCCGACUCAAAUUAUGGAGGCUCUCUCUCUCGCCCAUCGCCCGUCUUCCACCUCGAAGCUGAAGCCUCUGAUCCUGGUUACGAAACUUGCCAACCCACGCUUCAAGCUACCUCUCACAACUACUGUACUUCGACAGCCUAGAUCCAAAACUACAGUGCGGAGCCAGACAUACUGGCCUUUUUCACUGAACCCUGCGAUCUGUGCACACCCACAGCCUGGGUCCCCUACGACCAAUUUGGACAACGGCCUCCUUCUGUCCCCUACGACCCGGAGCUUCACCGCCCAAGAAGUCGAAGGCCACUUCCAGUCUACGCACACUACACGUCAUGAGUCUCCGACAAUAGAGGUCCCCUACGACCCAAUCUUGACGACAAACUAA
Suillus bovinus is the source of this 1305-nucleotide messenger RNA. RefSeq lists its product as uncharacterized. Lineage: Eukaryota; Fungi; Basidiomycota; Agaricomycetes; Boletales; Suillaceae. The transcript has 3 exons. The record is from RefSeq and is a predicted model, not a curated record. The coding region runs from base 1 to 1305 and encodes 434 amino acids.